This is a messenger RNA of Penicillium diatomitis, 1008 nucleotides long. RefSeq lists its product as uncharacterized. Lineage: Eukaryota; Fungi; Ascomycota; Eurotiomycetes; Eurotiales; Aspergillaceae. The record is from RefSeq and is a predicted model, not a curated record. The transcript is spliced from 2 exons. The coding region runs from base 1 to 1008 and encodes 335 amino acids.
AUGGGCUCCAUCGGAUCGGCCCUUCCCACCCAAGCUUCCAACGCCCUCUUCCCGGCGACGCCACCGAAACGGCUGCUCCUGUUGAGCGUGCCCCGCACCGCAUCCAACUUGUUUGUCAAGGUCUUGAAUCCAGGUGCACAGCCUGCUUUGAAAACCAAUGCUUUCAGCGGCUACUUCUUCUACCCGGUGCUCAGCACGGCGGCGUUGGAGGGCCUGACAUCCAAGGAAGCGAAGGACUGGACUCCCCAGGAGAGACAGAGGUAUCUUAGUCUGUGCCAGGAAAGCUUCGACAAUCUCGAAGGUCUCUCCCAAGAGGCCACGAAAGAAAACAAAAGCAUCUUCACAAAGGAACAUCUGACCUGGCUGAUUGACCCGGCAAUGCUCUACACGUCGCAAACGGCCCCAGUGAGGUUGGAAACCCCAAUGCGCAUCAACGUCGCCGAAGAGUAUAGUUCAUCACGAACAUAUACCCAGCCCUCCAUUUUUCCUGACGAGUAUCUCCGGACUUGGCAGUUCGCUUUCACUAUUCGUCAUCCUGCUUUGGCAUGGCCUUCUUUAUACCGGGCAAUCAAGAGAGCAGGAGAAGAAGGGGGCUUCGUAGACGAGGAUGGAGCACGAGGUGCAUCCCUCGGCAACAUGACUUUUGCCUGGACUCGCACAAUGUACGACUGGUGCGUCGCGCAGCCUGACACCGGGCUCGACAAGACGUGCCUGCAAUUCGAAUGGAGCAAGGACGGCAAGAAAAAGUCGGACCACUGGGGUGAUCUUGAUAAGAAUCGUCCAGAUCGAACGGAUGCCCACCGACAAGCUGCCAAUAUCUUGCUCGGGACGUUGGAGGCCUCCACUGGUUUGAUGAAGGACAGAACGCCGGCACAUGUUGAUAUUGAGGCCGAGCACGCUAAGUGGGAGGUCGAGUUUGGCAAAGAGAUGGCCGGGCUCAUCGAAAACGCCGUCCGAAACUCUAUGGGAGACUAUGAAUAUCUUAGAGCUCACCGUAUGCAGGCUUAA